UCAUCAAGACACAGUACCACCUCUCUGAACAGAGACGAGCGAGCAAGGAGUUUAAACGAGGAACUAUAUUUCAACGAGUCAAUUACAUCUACAUAUACAAUCAUGAGAGUAUUCAUGAUCCUUGCUCUCGCCACAGUGGCGAUGGCACGACCGGAAGCUGGCUACUCUUAUCAACAACCUAGCGGAAGCUAUGGAGCUCCAGGUGGUUCUUCAGGUGGUUUUUCUGGUGGUUCAUCCGGUGGUUUUGGAGGUAGUUUCGGUCAAGGAAUAGCAUCCCUCGGUGGUGGAUCAUUUGGAAGUGGUUCAUCUCUCAGUGGCUCAUUCGCUGGAGCAGGCAGCAGUGCUUCUGCUGGAUCAUUUAGUGGUGGAUUUUCUGGAGCUAACAGCGGUGCUUCUGCUGGAUCAUUCAGUGGUGGAUUUUCUGGAGCUAACAGCGGAGCUUCUGCUGGAUCAUUCAGUGGUGGAUUUUCUGGACCCGCUCUUAUCCAGAAACACAUCUACGUCCACGUUCCACCCCCAGAAGCACCUGAAGAAAGACCAAUCCGUCCAAUUGCUCCAGUUGCACCACCCCAGAAACACUACAAAAUCAUUUUCAUCAAGGCUCCCACUCCUCAGGCACCAGCUGCUCCAGUUAUCCCUGCUCUUCCUGCUCAAGACGAACAAAAGACUCUUAUCUACGUGUUGGUGAAGAAACCCGACGAACAACAAGAAAUCUCUAUCCCAACUGUUGCUCCAACUCAACCAUCCAAACCCGAAGUUUACUUCAUCAAAUACAAGACCCAGAAAGAAGCUGGUGGUGCCAUCGGUGGUGGAGUAAGUGGUGGAAUUGGUGGUGGAAUCGGUGGUGGAAUCGGUGGAGGAAUCAGUGGUGGAAUCAGUGGAGGAAACAUUGGAGGUAGUGCUACUGGUACCACCGGAGUCGUAAUCGGAUCAGACCAUGGAUCUGGCCCAAGUGGACCAUCAGGACCAAGCUCCAACUACGGACCACCAGGACAAUCUGGUCCUUACUAGUCAAUUAUCAGCCCAAUACCAUUACCAACGCCAGCAACAACUAUCGCAACAACCAAGAUAAUGAUGAUGAUAAUCGUCUGGUACGAUCAUGACGAUUAUCAAAUAUCAUUCUGCUCAUACUUCUACUUCUCAUUCUCACAAUUAAGCCGUGGCAGUAAUUUCAUAUCAGUUAAACGCACGUGCGAGCGCGCAUUAAUUGCGCUUGUUACACGUUCGACGCAUGGUAAUACAAAGUCGAUCCCGAUGAUGAGUGCCCGCACCUGUGAUCGGCCUUGUGUUACCUUUCUCUCCUCGUUUUUUUACUUUUUUACCACUAUCUCUUUUUUUUCAUUUAUAAUUGUUGUUUUUUAUUUUACAUUAACGUACGACUGUAAUAUACACGAAUGUCGAGAAAAUAUUUUUUUAUACAACGAAUGGAAAUGCAACUAUGACGUUAACUUGCAGUGUCAAGAUAUAACAAAUCUUUUCUAUUUUUUAUACGUAUUUUUUGCAAGAAAACGGUGGCGAAAUAAAGCUUUUUUAUGUAUUUUUACAUAAAAGAUAAAAAAAAAA
Messenger RNA from Chelonus insularis, 1563 nucleotides. RefSeq names its product TweedleT (gene Grp). Lineage: Eukaryota; Metazoa; Arthropoda; Insecta; Hymenoptera; Braconidae. The coding region runs from base 103 to 1011 and encodes 302 amino acids. The record is from RefSeq and is a predicted model, not a curated record. The transcript has 3 exons.